UGAAUGCCAUGGGGCAUCUGUGUGACACUUUAUUUCUGUCAGUGAUGAAAUUGGCAUGGAAAUGACCUCUGAGGUUGGAGGUCUGCAUUCCAGAAACGUUGCUCAUCUUAGCACAGACCAGUGUUUGGAACCCACAUGUUCACAAAGCAGUAGUGACAAUGUUGCUUUGUUUUCUGAGCAGAGCACUGCAACUAGCAAGGCAUUCAUCCAGUCCACUGGGGAGACGACUCUGUUCAGCCAGCACAAAUAAACCAGUGUUGACUUUAUUCACUAAGAAACCGUGCCCCCUAUGUGAUGACGCAAAAGAAGUGCUUGAGCCAUAUAAGAGAAGGUUUAUUUUGCAGGAGGUGGAUAUUACCCUUCCAGAGAACUCGGCAUGGUAUGAUAAAUACAAAUAUGAUAUACCUGUUUUUCAUUUAAAUGGGAAGUUCCUAAUGAAACAUCGAGUAGACAUUCAGAAGUUUGAGGACCAGCUUAUGCAGCUGGAGUUGCAAAACGAUGGAAACCAGUAAAGAAAAUGCAGCUGCUCUUGUGUGGAUCUGAAAGGACUGCAACAUAAAUUGUGUGAAAAAGUAGGAUUCAAUAUCUGGCCUUACAUUUCUUAGAACGUAUGGUACCAGUGUCCUAAAAACUUGAGUGACUUGUGGUCUGUUUUGUAUUAAUCAUCCAACAAUAGAAACAUUUUCUGUACCAUUCAUUUAUUGCUAUCCUAGGCUGAAUUUUCAUUGAUAGAAUAAAUGCUGCUCUGUAAGAGCAGGUAAACU
This is a messenger RNA of Athene cunicularia (burrowing owl), 764 nucleotides long. RefSeq names its product chromosome Z C5orf63 homolog (gene CZH5orf63). The record is from RefSeq and is a predicted model, not a curated record. Lineage: Eukaryota; Metazoa; Chordata; Aves; Strigiformes; Strigidae. Bases 159 to 512 code for a protein of 117 amino acids. The transcript has 4 exons.